AUGGCUUACGAAUUAUUCGGAUUGCAUUGGAAUUUUGAAGUGAACCCUACUGAGCCAAGGCCUCUAUGGGAAUCGAACAAGAGAUACUCGUCCCAAUGUAAUAAAAGCAUCGUUCGCCAAAUUGGUAGCCGAUUACCUUUAAAGCCUCCAGAUAGAACUCAUUUUCAGCUAUGCCCAGAUGGUACUUCUACUAUCGAUGGCUUCUCUUCUCUCGCCCAUCAAAUGUUCACCAAUGAUGAAGAGAAAUUAAUGAAUCCUACUGCUACUUUAGAAGAUGUUGGUUGGUUAUUUGAAGAAGUCGAUGAAGAUGUUGGCAUAAUGUGGAGAUCAUCAACACUACCGUUGGCAUUAUUUGGUACUGGAUUAGACGAGAAGGACUUAGGUUGCGAAAGCAAUAUUAAAUGCAUAAUACAAUCACCAAGCCAAGCAAUUCUUAAGAAAUCCUCGUCACCUAAUACGCAAAAUCUUCGGAAAAUUACUGCACUGGAAGAUGAACUAGCUCGACUCAGGGAGCAAAUUUCAGUUUUGGUAGUUAAGAAUGAUCCUAUCGCUACUAAUGACAACAUUGCAAAAUCUAUACCUCAUGCUACAGUUCCAUUCACCGCUCCCGCGCCGCCACCACCACCACCCCCUCCACCGCCACCACCGCCGAUGGCCAAUGUAAAAUUAAUGCCAUCAAUAAAGUCUAAAACGAAGAAUACUACUGGAAAUACCUCUAAUAAUAAUAAUGAAAAUAAGAUGCCAACGAUUAGAGAUAUCGUAAAGGAUAUAGGUAAAGUCAAACUUCGACAAACACCAAGGUCUCCUGGAGGUACUCCGCUACACAGAAGGAAGCCUAAGACCAACCCUCAAGACCCUGCUUCCAUUAUUGCUGAAGCAUUAAAAAAAAAAUUUGCAAAGCAAAUGCAGACAUCAUGGCAAGAAUCUCCUGAUAAAGAGAAUCGAUCUUCCUCAUCUUUUCAAAGUAGCCCUAAAGCUUCUGAAUAUUGGUCAAAGACCGGUGCAAGCCCAAGAGAUUCUAAAAAUCGCAGUAACUUGUCAUUUAAUAAUCCGUCCUCACCAUUGGCUGUUAGAAAUGUGUAG
Molecule: messenger RNA, 1083 nt
Organism: Trichoplax adhaerens
Lineage: Eukaryota; Metazoa; Placozoa; Uniplacotomia; Trichoplacea; Trichoplacidae
Exons: 9
Coding region: 1-1083 (360 amino acids)
Biological process (GO): mitochondrial fission; aerobic respiration
Cellular component (GO): mitochondrion
Source: RefSeq, a predicted model, not a curated record